Galeopterus variegatus (Sunda flying lemur) is the source of this 962-nucleotide messenger RNA. Its product is annotated as dnaJ homolog subfamily C member 12-like. Lineage: Eukaryota; Metazoa; Chordata; Mammalia; Dermoptera; Cynocephalidae. Gene Ontology annotation, cellular component: cytoplasm. The coding region runs from base 1 to 297 and encodes 98 amino acids. The record is from RefSeq and is a predicted model, not a curated record. The transcript is spliced from 2 exons.
AUGCACUGGGUUGUCAGAAGUAAAAAGGACCUGAUGCUGGAAGAAUGUGACCAAAUUCCCACCAGCAAGAUUGAAAAUGAGGAAUGGAAUGAGCAAAGAGAAAUAAAGAAAGAGGAACUGGCUUCAACCACAGAGGAAAUGAAGCAAAAACAAUCUGAGCCCCUGGAGAAGUCAGUCUCUCCACAAAAUCCAGAUUCUCCAGGCUUUUCAGAUGUGAACUCUUGGCACCUUCGUUUCCGCUGGUCUGGGGAUGCUCCUUCAGAACUCCUGAGGAAGUUCAGAAACUACGAAAUAUGAAAUGUCCCUGUUCCAUAAAAGAGGAAGAGCAACCUUGUUCCCAGUGCAGUCUUUCUUCACAUGUUAAAAAUGUCAAGUUUAUAUGUCAUGUUUGUGAAUUGCUGACUACCAAUGGAUUCCUCCAUCUUUGGAUCUGUUCUCAUAGUGUGUUGUUUAAAUGAGAAAAUUUUCAGAAGACUAGUUUCUUCCAAUAUUUGUAUAAAUUAAGGCUUUUAGAUCCUGAGUAGAUUUAUUAUAUGUGUUUUCCUGUUAAUGCUAUUUAUAGAAAUCCAUUUAAAAAAUUGAUCUCUGUAUUUAAAUAUGUCAUUGAUAUACCAUGAUCUCUACUAGUGCUGGAUGUACAAAAAAUGUUUUCUGACUCUUGACCUAAAAAGAAAUGUGAAAUUACUUGCUUAAACUCCAUGGAGUAAAAUAAAUAAUUUUCCCAAAGUUCAUAAAUGAGUUUUUAGUUAAACUAUAUUUUAAAAUAAUUUUAAUAGAUAUUUCUACUUUAAUAAUUGUGAAUUUAGAAGACUUAUUUGAGGAAAUGCUAUGUUUUUACAAGAUUUCUUGUGUUAUAUAAGCAAGUGAUAAAUUUAUAAAUUGUGUUCUAAGUAUGAAAAUGGGCCUGUUAAUAAUCUCUUUAGGUUGGAAUUCUUGAUGGUCACAUGUAGUCCGUGGUUAUU